AUAUUACAAAAGAACAUACAAAGUAACGAACAUAUUAAAGAUAAAUGGUAUUGGUUUAAGGAAUUGGGACUGUGAUAAAAUAAAAAAUUUCAUUUCUAAAUUUGAUGUUACUUGUAUGAUAUAUUUAAUUGACAAUGAAGAUAUGAUUUAUAUAGAAUUUUAUAGAAAGAAGGACUGCACCUUUGUUUAUAAAUUUUUCAACGAUACUUUGCCGACUGGGUCGACAUGUAGUAUAUCUGAUGUUAGUGCAGAAUAUGCAAAUAUAAAAUACGAAAUAAAUAACAAUGCUUGUGCAAUUUAUUCUUGUGAUUAUUCGUGCUUAUUAAAACAUAAAGAAUAUAUUACCAUUAUUGAUAAUGUUCUUGAUAAGAAAUUAUCUGAUGAAAUUCUUGAGAAUUAUAAAAAUGAAAAAUGGUUGAUGUAUACAAAAAAUGAUGAGAUCAAUGUUGGAUAUUAUUUCUGUAGAAAUAUUCCAAAUAAAAUAUAUAAAUCUUACUGUAUUUCAAAAUUAGAUUCUUUUUUUUCUCUAGAAUUUUUAGAACGAAUAACAAAAAUAUUUAAUAAUAGACAACCCAACCAAAUUACUAUAUUAAACUGUCAUCUCAAAAAAGCUAUAGAAUAUGUUAUUGAAUCAAGUUAUAUUUUUGACGACGAAAUAGCCUUUUUAGUGCUAGGCAACGAAUUACCAAUGUCAUUUCUUGAUAUACGAAACAAAGAAAAAUUAAACCUUGUAAUUGAGAGUAAUACCCUUUUAAGAAUUAAAGGGAAAUUAAGGCAUGAGAUAAUUUUUGGGAUUCCAAAAAAAAAAAAAAUUCAAAUGCAAGAUAAGCUUAUGGAUAGAAAAAAUAGCUACCUCGUCAUAUUCAGGUUCAUUAGAGAGGAUAAUAUAGAAAACUUUGUAACGCAAAAGAUUAAAAAUAAAAUACCUCCAAAUGAAAAACAAGAAAAAGAUUGUGUUCCUAUUGAUGUAAAUGAAUACACGUCAGAAAAAUUAGAGAAGACGUAUGUAUUAGAUGUUUACAACCAAAUAGCUUUGCAUUUUGGUCACACAAGAUACAAAUCUUGGAAGAAUGUAGAAAAUAUAAUUAAUGAAGAAAAAAAAGGGAAUAUAAUUUUAGAUGUAGGAUGUGGAAAUGGAAAGAAUUUGCGUGAAUCAUCAAAAUAUUUUUAUAUAGGAUUAGAUUUUAGUCUUUAUUUAUUGAUGCUUGCAAAGAAAAAGACGAACACGGAUUUGUUGUUAUCGAAUUGUAUAAACAUACCAUUAAGAUCGAAUUUGGCUGAUUUGUGUAUAUCCAUUGCAGUUAUACAUCACUUGGGUACACAUGAAAAAAGAAAACAAGCAGUCAAUGAAAUGGUUCGGUGCACGAAAGUUGGAGGAAGGAUUUUAAUAUAUGUCUGGGCCUAUGAACAACAAGAAAAUGUCGUAGGAAAUCGAAAAUUUGAUUCUCAAGAUAUAUUCGUACCUUGGUACUUUCAACAACAAUAUAAAACAGAAGGACAAGAUGAUGACACCGGAGGAGGAGGAGGAGAAGAAGAACAACAAGAAAAAGAAAAAGAAGAAAAUCAUAAGUUUAAACCUGUAAAAAAAGAUCUAGUUAAAUUAGAAAGAUAUUACCAUGUUUUUAAAAAAGAAGAAUUAUAUGAAUUAUGUAAUAGCAUCGAAGGAGUAGAGGUUGAGAAAUUUUAUUUUGAUUGUAAUAAUUGGGGAAUUAUAUUAAGAAAAUUUUUUUAA
This is a messenger RNA of Plasmodium gaboni, 1732 nucleotides long. RefSeq names its product putative methyltransferase. NCBI's taxonomy places the organism in Eukaryota, Apicomplexa, Aconoidasida, Haemosporida, Plasmodiidae. The transcript has 12 exons. The annotation marks the transcript as partial. Gene Ontology annotation, molecular function: S-adenosylmethionine-dependent methyltransferase activity; tRNA binding. Gene Ontology annotation, biological process: tRNA wobble uridine modification. Gene Ontology annotation, cellular component: cytoplasm; nucleus. The record is from RefSeq and is a predicted model, not a curated record.